Molecule: messenger RNA, 985 nt
Organism: Radiomyces spectabilis
Lineage: Eukaryota; Fungi; Mucoromycota; Mucoromycetes; Mucorales; Radiomycetaceae
Exons: 6
Coding region: 231-923 (230 amino acids)
Biological process (GO): cytoskeleton-dependent intracellular transport; cytoplasmic microtubule organization
Cellular component (GO): centrosome; cytoplasm
Molecular function (GO): dynein light intermediate chain binding; microtubule binding
Source: RefSeq, a predicted model, not a curated record
GGAAGGUGUGAAAAGGUUCGAGUCGGUUGUUUGCGCUUUUUUGUUAUUCCCCUGAGCCACACUUUGGCCGACAACGCCUCUGUCUGUCUUUUUCUGAGUUUCUUUUUGCAUUUUUUUGGCUUUGCUUUUGAACUCCUUAUCCGUAUUUUGCCUUUCCUUUCAACUCUUUCUUUUCCCUUUGCCGCGAACCCUCCCCACAAUCACCCAUUCAUCUAUUCAUCCAUUCCACCAUGACUUUUUCACGAAUAGAAGCCGCCAUGGAAGACGCCUUUGUCGAAUGGGUGAACACAUUUGAAUGCAAGUCUUGUUCAAUAGAUACAGUGGUGGCCCUUGCGGAUGGCGUGGUUUUGUCUGAAAUUCUAGCCGACAUCGAUUCUAAAUGGUUCAAACAGAUCACGGCAUCAGAAACAAGCAACUGGGUGGUCCGCUUUAACAAUCAAAAGAAACUGCACAAGUUGAUUUUGCGUUAUUUCGAGGAAAUUUUAGGGCAGGACCCUGAACUACUUCCUCCUGUCAAUUUAACGGCGAUUGCCAAAGACGCCGAUCUUCACGAACUGUUACUCAUGUGCCAGCUUGUCAUUGCUAUUGCGGUUCAAUCCGAUAACAAUCGCCGUUAUAUUGAAAUGAUCCAAAGCCUAACCCAGAAGAGUCAGCACGCACUCAUGGUAUCAAUAGAAGAGGUGAUGAAUUAUUUCAAUGCCGAUGGAGACGGCAACCGUAUGUCUCAACUUUCCGGGACAUCGGGUACCACAAGUUCGCGAAGUUUCCAUCUAGACAUCUCUGACAUGCCUUAUCGAUAUCAGAUCGAAUUCGAGAAACUUUUGGCUGACAGAAAGCAAUACGAAACUUCGCAUCAUCAUUUGCUUACAGAAUAUGAUCAGCUAAACGAGCGAUUUAACUAUUGGCCGAAAAAGAAGAUUUGAAGUCGCGCCUGCGAGACAUGGAUGAAGCCAUCACGCAAGCCAAUAACACGGGUCGAGCCGAU